This is a messenger RNA of Aspergillus nidulans FGSC A4, 8643 nucleotides long. It is a transcript of the gene gtb3, whose product is annotated as glycosyltransferase family 4 protein. The coding region runs from base 1 to 8643 and encodes 2880 amino acids. The record is from RefSeq and is a predicted model, not a curated record. The transcript is spliced from 2 exons. NCBI's taxonomy places the organism in Eukaryota, Fungi, Ascomycota, Eurotiomycetes, Eurotiales, Aspergillaceae.
AUGACCCAAAUCCUCCAUGUCUCGCCCGUCGGGUGGGAUCAUAUGAAAAAUCACUGGUGGCAGUUUUCAAGGCGGCGCCCUGAGAAGGUGUCCCCCAGAGUAUCCGCAAAGAUCGAUGGGUUGGCAAACAGGCAUCUCAACUUGGCCAACCGCCCAACGGGCCAAAAGCCCUCGUCUGUCGGUAUCUACUUGGGAGGCCUGGAUGAGCAUUUGAGCGAUUAUCAACGUCGCUUCCUAGAUGAGUGGGAUAUGUUGAUUGUCGAUCCCUAUCAGUCAGGAGUAGUCGAAGCCGUUGCAACUGCUGCAGGUAAGCAGAUUCUUGGCCGACUCGAUCUUCAGGAUGUGGCUUCCAAGGAAGAUGCGGCUCUAGCGGCAAUCGAGAAGAUCGACAGCGCUCUGAGUCAGGUCUUUGAGAGAUCCGCCUUCAGCGGUAUCUUGCUCGCCAACUGGGAGAACAAGCUCUCCUCUGAAUGUUGGGCCAGCCUGCUUCAAGCCAUCCAAAAGCUGGGGCUGUCAGUCUUCCUGGAGACUGCGCCUCCAGACUUCCUCCCAGACCGGCUUGUGCUACAGAACCAGGCCAUCUCCGGCUUGGUCGUUAAGAACGCCAGCAUCCUCCCUAAUGGUCAGAAGCGGGAUUACUUCCAGCUACAGAGCAUGAAAUCAACAAUCAAGGCUUUUGUGUCUGAGGCAUGCAUGAGAGAUUUUACAGUCGUGGCUUGGGAAACGAUUGAUGACGACGCCUCUCUAUCGAAUGCCGUGGUCCGAAGGUCGCUGCAAUGGUGCAAUUUCUACAGCGCGAUCCCUUGGAUCGGCUGUAGGGCUGCCUUGAAGGACGUCAAGCUGAAUACGAAGCUGCCAGAGCCUCUUUCUUCCUUCAGCUGGCUUAAAGAGCCGGAAAUCAUGAGCGCGCACGAUCGCUGGAGGGCCAAUUCAUCCAUCGAAGACGUCAACGGUGUCGUCAGCAGCGGAUGGGACGAGUUGCUGCCAUUCUUCCCAACCUUGAGUAACCUCAUUGCAUCGUCAGAACGCGAUAACGGCGCUCACGAGGAUCUUACCAUGGCAAUCCGUGACCCUCCUGACUGGGUUUCUUUGACCAAGUCCCAAACCAACCCCCUCUCUACUUCUAUCGGAGGACUAGAGUACAACUCGUUCGGUUGCUUUCCAUUAGGCGCGGAAGCCACUGCGGGCUCCUUCGCCGAGAUCCUCAAGUCCCAGCAGCGUCUCAAAUCGCUCGGCCUGCUUCAUCCAGUUCCUCUUGCCAAAAUGCAAAGUCUGGCGACUCUCUUGCGUCAGUUUCACGACGGAUUCGCGCUUUCGGCCUGGGGCUCCUCAGAUCCAGUCCCUGGCCAUAUCAAAGAGCUUUCCAAUCUUGCUGCCAAUGAACAGCUUCGUGUGUAUCUCGGGCUCGACUCUGGGUUCCGUAAAAAUACCGAUAUUCGUUUCUGGGGUGUAUAUCACAUGGACUCCGAAGGAUUCGACGUAUUUGUGUCGAAGAAGGUGCAAGGCCUCGCUGGCACUGUUCUGCAUACUUAUCUCUCUGCAAAAGGCUGCCCUCGGCAUGUUUGCUUUGGAGCAGAAACUGCAUUGGCCAAGUGGACCAAAGAUCUCGUGGAAGAAAUUGGCUUGCCUCGUCGCCUGGUGCAAGAUAUCGACGUCCUGAGUCCCGAGGAACGACUUCUGCUCCUGCAGCACCUAUCUCUGACAGAUGCACCAAGUGACCUAACCAAGUCGAUUUGCGCGUACCUCCAGCAGCAGCUCAUAGAAGGGACAUCUCUCGUACAACUUAAGCAGGUCAACACAGUCUCAUAUCUUGAAGGGUCUGCAUCUCCGGAGACAUUAGUGAAUUCUCGCGUGAAAUGGUACCGAGAACAAGGCUGCAGCUAUCCUUCGCCCUCGGUAUGCCUGUCUCUCUUCCGUGAGGUCGAGGCGACCUUCCCUCAGAUCCUCAAGGAGCGCCGCGAAGCCGAUCUUGCUCAGAUCUCGCGUGGUUUGUGCCAGUUGAUGCAAGGUAAACAAGUCGACGCUUAUACUGAUAUCUUGGCCCUUGCGCUGUUUUGCGCUGCGCGAAAAGGAGCCCUUGAUGAAAUCUAUCAGGAGGUGACUGAUCGGAACCCAUUGUUCAAUGCUCAUUCCGAUCAGGCCGCUGCCUUCGCCGAAUCCUUUGCUCUUGGAUCUCGCUGCGAGUCCUAUUUUGACAUCUCACCCAGCGCUUUCGGAAAAUUACUGUCUGAUCGGUUCCGCAAGAGCUACAAGGACGGAGACCUUCCGGACUGGAUCAACGGCGCUCCAGAGAUGGCUACAUCGUAUGCCGGCGCCCAGAUCGAUGUCAAUCCUGAUGAUAAAGUCAAGCCAAUGCGCGGAUAUCAGCGGUUCACCUUCCUCAGUGUCUUUGCCUUCCCGGCCUUGAUCGAUAUCAUUCUCCUUACCCUCAUUGGACGUGGACUGUACCUCUCAGCCUUCAUGACUUACGAAGAGCAAAAUAGCGCCACCACUGCCUUGAUGAUUUCGCUACUGUUGUCUGGAGGCAUUGGUACCUGGAUUGCUUGCGGUGGCCCCUACUACCUCAUUUCGAUGGCUUUUGCUGCAACGAACAUGUUCGUCUUCAUCAGGCUUAUUGCCGGUCUAGCAUUCACUAUCGCCGGUGGCCUCAUUGGAUUUGUUGUGGUGUCAGGCGUGAAUGGCCCACGGGCUGGAAUUGUCUUUUACCUCUAUCUUGUCGCCUUGACCACCUACUUCUCCGGAUUUGCCUGUCUCGCGAGCUUCAGCUAUCCCGGCUCUACUUUCCUGUCUGGGCGCAAAAUCAUUUUCGCAUGCAUCCCCAUUCUGUUCAUCUCGCCCAUUGUUACCACCUUUACCGGCCACGACUCUGCGAUCUACAUUGCGGUCAUCUAUGUUUUCAUCGGAGCUCUGAUAUUGGGUCUGCGAAGUGUCGCUUCAAAAUGGGUAACCUGGUACCAAAAACUGAGGAAAACAGAUGACACAGAAAUCCGGAAAUGGUACGUCGAAACAUAUGGAAACGGAGAUGAGAAGGUAUUUGGAGGUCUCAGCGACCCAGCCGUGUUGAAGCUGUCGAGGGAGGCACUCCUGAAAGAUGUAACAGCAGAGCGUAACCGCUGGUUCUUCAGCAGGCCUACGACAAAAAGCACCCUUGUUCUUGAGCUCGCCCGGGACUGGGAAGCCACGAACUUCCUCCUCGAGUGGUAUUGCAGAUACGCAGAUGUUCCCAGACCGAUUCCCUAUAGCUCGGGGUGGAACACGCAGACCAAGGUUGCACUAGAGUCUCUCAAGGCUGCCCAACGGGGUAUCCGCUUGCACAACGCUUUUAUCCAUUGGCGUCAAUCAAGCAGGGAAAUCGGCUGUGGAAUGCUCUACUUCAUCGUCGCCCUUCUGGACAAGUGGGUGGAACUUCUCAGCGGUGGCCACCUUAUCGGUCUCUCAGCGUCCUUGACGACGGCUUACCGAAUGGCAGUCGGUUUUUCGUUGGCCUACUACUUGAUUGGGGCUGUGUUGAUUGACACCAAAGCUCAAGAGCUUCACAGCCUUGUUGGAAGCCAUACCCCGGUGCCUCUCAAAACCGCUAAAGAUAUUCGAGACUCGCAGAAGCGAGACGUGAGGUUCAAGAGAAAGGUCUACUGGAAGACACUUGGCAAGUAUCUUAUGUGGCAUUCAUGGGGCCUUGCUUUCUCAACAGCCCUUGUAUGGACGUUCCAGUCGCACAUGGAGGCAAUGGUCAUGUUCCUCUCGUACGUUGCGGCGUACACCGGCUUGCUCUGGUACCAGUACACGAAAAUAUUUACUGGCCCUCAUGCGCUGAAGCCGCUGUUGGUUGGCUCUCUCGUCGGCCUACCGCUUGGUAUCGCGCUGAAGGUCUGCCUUCCGCACUUCAUGUACUCGCAAGUGGUCGGCCUAGGAGCCGCCACAUGGACAGUCGCAUUCCUCUCGCUCAUACCGGCCAAGAUGGGAAUGCCUAAGCGCGUCGACUCCCCGGUAGAGCUUGGCAAGACGUUCCACGCUUACACCGCACCCUGGGACGAUCCCGACUGGAGCCAGCAGGAGCUGCAAACAUUUUACGAAAGCAUUUCUCUCAUUCCCUCGGACGCUCGUCUCAAGCUUGUGCCGGCUAGUCACCCAGGAUCAGAGGUGAAGCAAAUGCUUAUCUCGCGGAGAAAAGAGCCGAGAAUUGAGGAAGCGUUCCCCCACUCCCAGGAACUUGUCGAUACGGCGCUGAAAGCCUGGGAGGCUGGCGAGGUCUUGCUUGAGCUAGUUCCUCUAGGCUCAAUUGGGCCUAAUGUUCACGCACUGAGCUGUAGCACUUCUGACCAUCUGAAGAUUGCUAUCGCUGUGGGAAGAGGACUAGACCAUCGCAUCGACGUUAGUGCCAACUGCCAGGUCAUUGCCGAGACUCUUCUCCACGCUGUUGCCGAGUCGAUAAUGCAAAUACCCCAUGAACAGGCAGUGCUCGCUGAGUCGCUUGUGGCUGCUGGUGUGACGGAAACCACCGCCCGCCAGCUGCGCGAGGAAGCUGACACGCCUCUUGUUGUACGCUGGGCCAAGAAAGAGCUUCUGCGCCAAUUAUGCUUGGGCUUCGAAUGUGACUUUCACUGGGAGAAGCUGCCCAGGGCCGUUAGAAAGGCUCUUCUUGAUCGUUGCCUUGGCCAACCAUGUCGACUUUCCGAAAAGCACUACCGGUGGCUUGAGGAGAGCAUCUGUCAAUUCGACAUCAAAGAUCUAGCGGUCCACAUCGCCCGCAGCAAUCUUGCAGCUGCAGCGGCCGUCAGUAUCCUGGAUUAUGCCAACUACGGAACAGGUGAAUCGGCGACUUACAAGGAGUCCGAGACACCCGCAUAUAUCCCUUACCUGCCCAAGCAACUUCCGACAGUGGCUUACUUUAUCAUGAAACCGCUGUUCUCGGUGUACUAUAAGGUUGCUAUCGCUCUCAAAUUCGUGGUUGUCGCCUUAGUUGCCGAUCCGGAGUUCCAGCGAGAGUACAAUCAUGUUAUGAGUCCUUAUCCCGCCAUCAUUCGGGUGCCGGCUACAUUCGCGCUGAGCAUGGUCUGGAAUUAUGCCAAAAUCAUGCAAGACUUGGGGCUUACAUUCUUCCUAUUCCAUGGUCGUGACAAUGUCAAGCAGCUCUGGGAUGAGACAAAGGGUAUGACAAUCAACAUCAAGAAGAGCAGGUACAUCGUGCAGAGUCUCGAUGGGACAUUCACAGCUUUCCGGCACAAUCAACCAGAUGGGGGAUUCAAAGUCUACUACUACACUGGGACUCCCAAGACAGAGCCGCAGGGAACGAAGAGCCUCAGCUGUGUCAGUACAUACUCGAAAGACCUCCUGCUGCUCAUUCGCCAAGAGUACAAAGGUGGUAACAUUGUCAACGAAUACCACUAUGAUUACCGCACCCCGACGAAGAAGGGUAUCACCCUGAAGUUGACUGACAGGAAGGUCCCAAUGGGCCGACGAUGCGUGCGCGGGACAAACCAUCUCCAGAGCGUACAGUACAAUCGUAAAGGACUCAUCGAGGCUGGCUCUUACAUGAAGGACGGCAAUCUCAUCCGCUUCAAGUACCACUACCGAAAGAAUCCCCAGUUUGGCGAUGAGCUGCUCCGGGCUGAGUUCGCCUUGUCGCAUAUUACCUGCACUGUGUCGUGGUGUGCACCGCCGCUCCGCCACCCUGAGAAAGUCGACCGGUGGAUUCCUCAUGCAAAGGUCACCGAGGCGACCUUUGUCCAGGGCCCUGACGUCUACGAGGCACGCUGGCUGUACGAUCACAAGUUCCACCCGACCAUCUUCACUACGCUCAACGGACAGAAGAUCCAGACCCCGCCGAUGAUCGAGCAUGAUUAUCUUGGAGUUCUAGCAAAACCCAGGCUCACGAGCUUUGUGCAUGACAAUCCUCUGUUCUAUUGUGACAGUCUCAGCUCUAACAUCUUUACCCGGAUUCUUGGAUUGACGAGGAAACGCUUCCCAGUUUCAAUUUCGCGUGCUCGUUCACUUAUCUGGAAAGCUUGGAAAGAGAAAGCUGACUUUGACGGGAUCACCGUGCGCUGGAUGGACGAACGGUUGCUGCGAAGAGACAGGACACUAUCGCCAUACUGGCGCAGCCGUGACUGGGGUGAUCUUACAUCAGCAAAGAAAUACCUCGAGCUCAGGGCUGAUACCAUUGCGGCGAGCGCAGAUCUUGACGAUGGCAUUUCCAGCUGGACACCCUUGGCUGUCAAAGUUAGCGAUCUCUUCAACUUCGGUCCCGGAGGUGACGCUGUGGUCAACACGAGGUCCAACGACUUUGGAUCGGACACAGAGAAGUCCCUUCAUGUCAUGGCGGCGGAUAAUGGUACUUGGCCCAACGAAGGAGGUGGUGUUUCUGCUUGUCGGCGGGACAUGAUCAACUCUCUGCGCACAAUCAAGUGGCAUAUGAUCUGCGAGUCGGCGAACGAUUUCGGCGUGCCGAAGCAUCAGACGGAGCAGAACAUUCUCUCGCUCAAGGUGAUUCCGCUAUGGGGAAUGGACUUCCUUACACCAACGCACGGCCUCUUCAGGAACAAAUUGGACGCGGAGGUUGAGAGCGUCACGUCUGCGAAUGAUAUGGAUAUCAAGAUGAACUUUAUUCCCAUCCUAACAGCCCUCGUCAAGGGAGCCCGUGCCGUGCAUUUGUCCAAGGCCGAUAUCCGCCAGGCGACUAGGGCUUUGGUCAAUCUCAACACGUUCUUCCAGGACUCGCGGCACUGGACACAGAUUUGGAACAGCGAGAUCGUCAAGGAGAGCUGGCGGGAUCUGUGGCUUACCCAGGAGAUGCCGAACACGAUGCCUUCGGCUGAAUGGUUCAGCACUGACUUGCCCACGUUGGGAACCCUCGACGUCGCGCUUGAGCUUUGGUACCGCUAUCUGUUCAUUUUCUCGAUCCCCAUCCCCGAGAAGAUUCCCAGCGUUUUCCAAGCGUCUCACCAUAGUGUAAGUGCUUCGUAUGGUGUUGUAUGCAAGAUCAAGAGAAAUUGCACGCUGCAGAUCUGGGAUCAUGCGAUCGCCUGGCGUGAGACGAACCUGUGCCUCUCGUCCGCUCUUUGCAAGCUUUCCCCGUUUGUUCGAAAUGCGCUACUCGGUCUGAUGCGAGUCACAUCCGCUCUCACUUUGUAUCAUGCCGAUAUUAUCUCCCCGUGCGCCGACUUCUUCAACCCAGGCUGGGAAGUCGAGAUUGGAACAUGUCAAGGCACGAUUGAGCACCGCAACAUCUUCCGCCGCAAGGUCGACCCAGUCGUCAAUGGUAUCACCGACAUGCAGAAGUUCGCCCCAGUUAAGGAGAUCAAAUCCGAGCGGCCUACAGUGACGAUGCUUUCGCACGUCUGGUACGCCAAGGACAUCAAGACCGCGCUUCUCGCCGCAGACAUCAUCAUCAACCAGUGGAAGUUCGAUGACUACCACCUCGAUAUCUACGGUGCAAUCGACAAGGCCCCUACUUACUCCACCGAAUGCCAGGAAAUCAUCGCCUCCAAGGGUCUCCGAGGACGAGUGACCCUGCGCGGCACAGCUGACCCCAUGAAAGUCCUCGAGAGCACCUGGCUCUUCCUCAACUCUUCCCUGUCUGAAGGUCUCCCACUCGCUCUCGGCGAAGCAGCCCUAACUGGUGCGCCAGUGGUUUGCACUGACGUGGGCGCCUCCCUUCGCGUCCUCAGCGACCCAGAUGACUUCUCCCGUUUCAGCGCCGUCGUCGCCCCCAACGACGCACUGGCGCUCGCCAGGGCCCAGAUUUCCAUGCUCGCCCUCCUCGGCGAAUGGUCUCAGUACGCCGAAGACACCGAGCCCGCCCCUAUUCUUCCAUCAUCACCCACGCCCGAAGACGUCGCAAAGAUCACCCAGCGCAUGUACGACAAGUCGGAGCACCGCCGCAAACUGGGAAUGAUGACCCGCAAGAUCGUCCAGAAGUCUUUCAGCGGUGACCGCUACCUCCGCGAGCACGAGCAGAUGCUCUGGAUUGGCAAGUCCGCGAAAAUGAUGGCCACGCGUGCCCCCGGCCUCCACGAGCCGGCAGACAUCGCAACAGCCAUCCAGCAGACCCUCCCCAUCGAAGAGGAAGUCAUCACCAUCCCCCGCAGCGCCGUACACUCCUGGCGCUCGUCCGCGGCCUCUGGUAUGUCCACCCUGUACACGAGCUACACUAGCUCCACCACUCCCUUCUCCCACUUGAACCCCAACAACCAACCACCCACCCGCUCAAGCUAUUACGCUCCUGCACACACAUCCGCAUCCGCCAACCUCCUCACCCGCCCAUCCUCCCUCUACUCCGCCAUCUCCAACGCUUCCACAACGGACGCCUCCUCCUUCCUGCCGCUCCCCAACACCCCCCUUCCCGUUUUUGCCCCGCGGCACUCCUUCGCCCUUCCCUCUGCUCCCGGUGCCAAUGGCGGAAACGGAGGCGGGAUUUCACGCCCCCUAUCGCCUGCAGGUCGAAGGUCCCCGCUCUUCACGCGCGCUCGCCAUUCGCGAUCACGCUCCGGUAGUCUCUCUACGGGCGGGCGGGAGCAGCUCCGCGGCCUACAAAGGGAGGAUCUGCAGCAGUAUCGCAAUUCCGACGUUAGCACCAUCAUGAGGGAGGACUUCUUCCAGUCGAGUAUCUACCGCGGGAUCGAGGGUGGAAAUAACCAGGUUUAA